UCAUCUCUUACAGUAGACAUGCGAGAAUUCAGUUCAAGCAAGCACUUCAGUACCACUAGUUCUCAAACCAGUUUCAGCCUUGCCGUAAGCGUCCAAGAAUCCGUAUUUAUUUUACAACGGUUCCAGAGCAUUUGGUGUUUUUUGGCCAUUUUUGAAGCUAGAAAUUCGAGAUUUCUUCUACACCUCCUCUUAGACUUUCCCCAGCUCACUAACUGCUUGGCCUAUCCCAACUCUGGAUUUUAAGCCAUUUGGUUGUAUUCGAUUUACGCACAAUGAACCUCCAAGAAUCACUUUUAUGGAAAAGUCACCGUCCACUCAACGCCUCCAAUCCACUAGAUAGCCACAUUGUGUCCUUACUGAGUAACCAUACCCUAGCCGUCUUUCCACCGUUUGCACAUUUACAGCAUUUUGCUAGCUCAUUUGCGGCCCCUUUAUACAGC
This is a messenger RNA of Suhomyces tanzawaensis NRRL Y-17324, 440 nucleotides long. RefSeq lists its product as uncharacterized. The record is from RefSeq and is a predicted model, not a curated record. The coding region runs from base 19 to 243 and encodes 74 amino acids. The transcript has a single exon. Lineage: Eukaryota; Fungi; Ascomycota; Pichiomycetes; Serinales; Debaryomycetaceae.